AUGCUAAAUAAAUCAAUAAAAGUAACUAAAAAAGUUAUUAUCAUUAAUCAAAAGUAUUAUAUUGUGAUAUUGAUAAGAACUGACACUAUAAGUGAUAAUACAAAUCUAAUAAAUAGAGAACCAUUGAAAAAUAGUGUAGAAAUAUAGAAGAUCAAUUAAAAGAAUUCAAAUUAAAUAUAAAUGAACAAUGAAUUAGACUAAUGUAAAAUAUGUAUUAUAAGGAAAGAGAAGUACGAUUCAAGAUAGUUACAGGAGAUGAUAGACAUAUAUUUAAAAAACAAUUAGAAAAUCAAAGAGAUCAAAUCGAUAGUGGAUUCAUUAAAAAAUAGAACUAACAAAUUGGAAUAAUAAAUGAGAUAGUAAGAAGGUAGAUGUAAAGUAAAGAGAGUCAGAAGAACUUCAACUUAAAUAGAAAAGAAAUAUAAAGUUUAAAUUAGUAAUUAUAUUAUAAAGUGUUACUCAAAGAAUUGUGAGAAGAGCUAUGGAUCUAUGAUUUCAUUGAAUUUACAUAUGAGAAUAAAACAUAAAAGAUAAAGAAAUGUUUAGGAAUAAUAAAAAUGA
Paramecium primaurelia is the source of this 561-nucleotide messenger RNA. The record is from the annotation of a GenBank genome assembly. NCBI's taxonomy places the organism in Eukaryota, Ciliophora, Oligohymenophorea, Peniculida, Parameciidae.